Molecule: messenger RNA, 1156 nt
Organism: Silurus meridionalis
Lineage: Eukaryota; Metazoa; Chordata; Actinopteri; Siluriformes; Siluridae
Gene: polr3h
Product: polymerase (RNA) III (DNA directed) polypeptide H
Exons: 7
Coding region: 215-853 (212 amino acids)
Biological process (GO): DNA-templated transcription; transcription initiation at RNA polymerase III promoter
Cellular component (GO): RNA polymerase III complex
Molecular function (GO): DNA-directed RNA polymerase activity; DNA binding
Source: RefSeq, a predicted model, not a curated record
CUUCAUAGUCGGAUUUAGUCACGUGUUUGUCUGUUUAUACCUUUAGUAGUCAAUAGUUAGUGAUUAUAGGUUCUUUACAGGAUAAAGUGUGUGGUUUAAUCCUAAAUGAGUUAUGUAGUGUGAAUCUAGUGCACUACAGAGUGUGUAGAGAUCCUUCUUCUGGUAUGGAGUGCACUUCUACAGGUUUAGGAAGCAGGCUGUGAACUCUUUCAGGAUGUUUCUGGUGGUCGAGAUGAUCGACACUGUGCGCAUUCCUCCGUGGAACUUCAACCGGCAGCUGAACGACGCCAUCGCCGAGGAGCUCAACAAGAAACUGGCCAACAAGGUGGUCUAUAACGUUGGCUUGUGUAUCUGCCUGUAUGACAUCACUAAACUGGACGACUCCUACAUCUUCCCUGGGGACGGAGCUUCUCAUACCAAAGUGCACUUCAGGUAUGUCGUGUUCCACCCGUUUCUGGAUGAGGUUCUGGUCGGGAAGAUCAAAUACUGCAGUCAGGAAGGAGUGCAUGUCAGCCUCGGUUUCUUCGACGACAUCCUGAUCCCACCCGAGUCGUUGCAGCAGCCUGCUAAAUUCGAUGAAGCCGAGCAGGUGUGGGUGUGGGAGUACGAGACCGACGAAGGAGCUCACGACCUCUACAUGGACCAGGGCGAGGAGAUCCGCUUCCGGGUCGUGGAUGAGUUCUUCUUGGAUACGUCUCCCACGGGGCCCAGCAAAGAGCCCGAGGCGCCGGUUCAGCCCGCCGGCACGGCGACCGCCGCGGACGACGCCACGCAGAAGAAAGAGUCUCCUUACACGCUGGUGGCUUCCAUCAGCGAGCCGGGACUGGGUUUGCUGUCAUGGUGGAGCAGCUAACCGACGAUUUUUGAGACGUUUAGCAGUUACACGCCAUUUUUUUUUGGACAUCGGGAACCAGAAAAUCUGGAUUUUUCUCCGGCCCGUGUCCAUCAGUACUACGGGGUCUCUUCCUGUCCUCCUGUAGCAUCACCUCGGUUUGUAUGGACGUCUGAAAGCCGGAUCGUGUUUUGACUGACUGCUUGAAGGAACGAUCAGAAAAAGAUUAUUUAUUUUUGCUUAAAAGAAAAAAACACAUCAUCCCAGGUCCAUUAUGAUUUCUUUACUGUGCGAUUUACAAUAAAACAUACAGGUUCUUCUUCA